Molecule: messenger RNA, 186 nt
Organism: Fusarium graminearum PH-1
Lineage: Eukaryota; Fungi; Ascomycota; Sordariomycetes; Hypocreales; Nectriaceae
Exons: 9
Coding region: 1-186 (61 amino acids)
Source: RefSeq, a predicted model, not a curated record
AUGGUUAAGCGAUCAACCGAGUUCUUUAACGCUUUUUACGCCGCUUUUAAAGCUACUUUUAUUGAAAACUCUAAUGCCUCUAGCGGAGGUAGUGGGCAAGUUAUCGAGAAGUGGUGGUUAAGGAAGGUAGUUCUGGAGGCAUCUAGAGAAGAGUAUAUAAAGAGUCCUUUGCUGGUAGAAACCUAA